This is a messenger RNA of Chironomus riparius, 1266 nucleotides long. The record is from the annotation of a GenBank genome assembly. Lineage: Eukaryota; Metazoa; Arthropoda; Insecta; Diptera; Chironomidae.
GCCCGGCAAUAUUCAAUAACAACUUUUUAUCUUUUAUAAACAAAAAAACUGAAAAACAAUUUCUUAAUUUUUUGUGUCAUUAAUUAACUGAUUCAAAUUCUGUUUGCAUAAAACUGUCACAAUGGAUGAAUUUGUCAAGAACAUGCCGAAAAUUGAAUUGCAUGCUCAUCUCAAUGGAAGCUUAAGUAAUUCGACACUUUGCAAGUUGAUCGAGUUGAAGAAAAAGAAUCAGGGUAGUGCAGAAGAAAAUAUGGCAUUUUACCACACUUUUGAUGCGGAUGAAUCGUUGGAGAAAUGCUUUGAGAAAUUUAAGCUUGCCCAUGAUUUAGUCAACAGUAAAGAGGCCGUCAAAUUAGCUUUAUGUUGCGUGAUUGACGAAUUUUCAAAAGAAAAUGUUAUAUACCUGGAGAUUCGUAGUGCUCCAAGAUCGACAGCAUUUAUGUCAAAAGAAGAAUAUCUUCAGGCAGUCAUUGAUCAAAUCAUAUUAUGUCAAGAAUCUCAUCCAACUAUCAUGGUCAAGUACAUACCAUCGAUUAAUAUCUCAUAUGGAACUAAAGAAGCUGAAGAGAAUUAUAAGCUGUUCUAUGAAUUCCGUAAUAAAUAUCCAGAUCUGAUUUGUGGCAUGGACUUAAGUGGUGAUCCAAUAAAGGGCAAGUUUUCAGACGUAAAAAAAGUCUUUGAUCAAGCUCGAGCAGAUGGAUUUCGUUUUGCUAUUCAUUGUGCUGAGUCGUUGGAUGAAAACGAGAUUCUUGAAAAAUUAGAAUUCAUGGCAUCUGGCGAUAGAAUUGGACAUGGAACGUUUAUCGAAGAAUCGAAUACGGAAAUUUGGAACUUAUUUACGUCAAAGCAUCUCCCUAUUGAGUUAUGUCUAACAUCAAAUGUUUUAUGCCAGAGUGUCAAGAAAUACGAAGAUCAUCACAUUUCACGAUUCAUACGAAAAUAUCCAGUAAUGAUCUGUACUGACGACUAUGGCGUUUUUUCGACCAGCUUAACGCGUGAGCUUAAAAUAUGCGUCGAUGUAUUUGGCUUGACUAAAAGUGAAUUAAUUGAUUUAACGGUGACUGCUAAUAAGUAUAGCUUUGCAAGGCCAGAAGAACGUCAACUGAUUAGUGACAAGAUCGAGGCGUUUAAAGCUGAAGCAGUUCUUGACUAGAAUUUCCAGAAAAUUAUGCAUCAGCGAAAAAUACGAUGAGGAAAGAAGAUGUGAUUUGUAAUUUAUGCAGGAAUCAAUGUCAAUGCCAAUAAAAAAAAGAUAUUUUUGUAUAA